Molecule: messenger RNA, 2149 nt
Organism: Temnothorax curvispinosus
Lineage: Eukaryota; Metazoa; Arthropoda; Insecta; Hymenoptera; Formicidae
Gene: thoc5
Product: THO complex subunit 5 homolog
Exons: 11
Coding region: 113-2125 (670 amino acids)
Biological process (GO): mRNA export from nucleus; positive regulation of DNA-templated transcription, elongation
Cellular component (GO): THO complex part of transcription export complex
Molecular function (GO): mRNA binding
Source: RefSeq, a predicted model, not a curated record
CGCUUAUAAGUCGCUAAUCGAACACGAGGAACACGAGAGAUACGAGAUACGAGUUGAUUUUUAUCUAAAAAAAUAUAUAUAUUAUUGAUAUAUAUUGACAUAAACAUAAAAUAUGGGUAAGGAGAACGAAUCGGAUAGUGCGAAAAAAAGAAGAAAGUCUGUAAAUGCGAGCAGUGGAACAGCGUCGAUGAAAGACGGAGAUAUGUAUAAGACAAUAAUCAGUUACGAAGAGAAGGAAGCUAUCGAGAGAUUGUCCGAGGAUGAUUCCGAAUCCUUUUUGCUAACCUGCGACGAUAUUCGAGCAGCGAUGACGAAAAUAGCUAAAUUGAAAUCCAGUGGUGACUCAAACAUGAAAGAUGAGAUCCGCGAGCUGCAAAUUCAAACGUCCCUGGCUUUUAUAGAACUAAAGAAACUAAAUCGCAUGGAAAAGUUCCGUACAAAAUCAGCACGCGACUCUCUAGUGGCUGCCAAGAGUAGCGUUGAUAGCAGACACCUGCAUUUACAGAAUUUAUUGUACGAAGUAAUGCAUUUGAAGAAGGAAGUUAUUAAAUGUCUUCAAUUCAAAUCCAAAGAUGAAUUGAUAGAACUUGUUUCAGAAGAGGAAUUUUAUAAAGAAGCUCCAGAAAGUAUCUCACGACCUGAAAUAACAAAGAAUAAUCUUCAUCAAUUGAGACUGGCUCGUUUGGAAUGGGAACUGACGCAACGAAAGCAACUGGCGGCAUUGUGCGAUGAAUUGACAGAGAGUAAAAAGGCAGUAGCGUCCAGUAUUGAAACGAAACAGACUCGUUUGGAUAAUCUCGCGCCACAAUUGCGUUCUAUAUUGGAAGCGAGCAAACCGUUACAAGAAAGUCUUGGAUUGCCGUUGGACAAAAUUCGCCAGGAGCAUCAAAAGGCUUCAUUGCUUGCAUCACCGCUCUAUGUAUUGUAUGCGAAGGCAUCUGCUUACAGGGAUGCUUAUGAUAGUACAUUGCUGGUCAGAGUGGAAGGUGACGAAGACGAAGCGAGACGCGCAAACAAUCAUGACGGUUUACAAGAGUCUGACUCGGAUACUGAAAAUCAAUCGGAAAGUAUCGUGGAAGAAAUGCCCGUGCAUAAGAAAAGACAUCACAGAUUAUCCCGAGAAGCUAGGCAAGAAGAGAAACGGUCCAAACUAUUGCAGCGACAUCCGUUGCGCGUAAAAAUAGUUAUUACACUAAAAAGUGAAACAAGGCUGACGCUUCACUUUUAUUACAUGAUACAUUUGAAAGUUGUUACGGUAGAAUCGAAACUCGAAACAGAAGAUUUGGGAGGUAUUAGUGCUGGAGACAUGCUGGUAUCCGAAUCGGUUCUUCGCGAAUUGUACCCACGAGAUUUAGGAUUGGAAAGUCCGAAUCCCGCCAAUCAGUAUCAACUGUCGCGACAUAACUUGGGAUCGUUUUCGUCUUUGGGACUAGGCGUUCCCUACAAAUGGGCACAAAAGAUGGCCGGCCUACAUUUUGUCGCGUGCGACGUGAGCGAACAACAACAAAAGCUUACGAGUCAAGAAUUGGCACAAGAUUGUGUGGAGAGUGUGUUAAAGGAAAUUAAACGACGUAUAAAAGCGAGGCUGGACCUAUGUAUGGAAAUACGACAACUAGAAUCUGGCAACUUGCCAAUCUUUAUUAGUACGACUGAUCCCGUGCCGCAGAAAAUCUCAACGUCGUUGCAUCGAUUUACGACCAUGACCUGGAAAAGUUACUCGAAUUACGUCGCUUCACCAGAAUUUUAUCAGCGGGGAUUAGUGUUGUCCGUAGACAUCUUUUACGAGGCUGUACUUCGUCGUGGCAGUAGCGAACUCGUGGCCAGGAUCGCUAUCAAACCAGAUUACCCAAAGAUAGCACCGGUAUUUAGCAUAAGCGUUAGUCCAACGGUGCCAGCGUCUGCCGAUAUAAUCAGAGACAUCGAGAGGGAAGUCAACGUGAUGUGGAUCAAGUCCCCGACGUUGACGGCGCAAAUACAACGGCUGAGAGCAUGCUUCGACAUCUAUCUGGAGACUGAGAGUAUGGCGCCGAAGGAAAAGAUAUUCUUCUAUCCUGUGAGAGGACGGACUCGCGCUCGACCAUACAAAUAUUUGUCGUUGGGAGGAGGCAUAUUCACUCAUCGUUGAAUAAAUUAUGUGAAUGUGAUCCAA